This is a messenger RNA of Platichthys flesus (European flounder), 5548 nucleotides long. Its product is annotated as nuclear factor 1 B-type-like. The record is from RefSeq and is a predicted model, not a curated record. Gene Ontology annotation, molecular function: RNA polymerase II cis-regulatory region sequence-specific DNA binding; DNA-binding transcription factor activity, RNA polymerase II-specific. Gene Ontology annotation, biological process: regulation of transcription by RNA polymerase II. Lineage: Eukaryota; Metazoa; Chordata; Actinopteri; Pleuronectiformes; Pleuronectidae. The coding region runs from base 657 to 2342 and encodes 561 amino acids. Gene Ontology annotation, cellular component: nucleus. The transcript is spliced from 12 exons.
UUGUGCCGAGGAGGAGAGGAAGGUGCUGUGUGGUUAGAUUAAAAGUUGUGCGUUUUGGAUGAGGAGCAGCAGGAGGAGGAGGAUGAGGCAAAGGAGGAGGAGGAGUGUGACUGUGUAAUUACGUGGCUGCAAGAAAAAAAAAAGAGUGAGAGGGGGAGAGAGAGAAAAAAAAAAGUUGGGUCUGAUUUGCUGGAAUCGCGCAGGAGCCGAAGGUGCAGCGCACGGUUCCACAUCAAGUUUUGGGGAACGCAGGGGUGAACAUCGCACACUCUUCUUCUCCUGCGCCGCCUCUGCUGAAGUGAUGCUUUUUAAGAACGAGGCACCGCUGCGCCGUUAAGACGAUCCGCGCGUACCGGAGCGAGGAGUGCGCACGGCCGCUCCGCUUGCACCGGCUCCACUGCCAGAGAGCUCCCCGUGCAUGUCCGAAAAUAUAUAACAAUCUCCUGCUUAGACACGUUUUUUUCUCAGCGGAGACGACAAUCUUUGGAUCGCAAAAAAACAUUUCAUGGAUGUCAUUGGAUAAUCUUUUUUGUUUUACGCGGAUAGCUGCUGCUCCUCCACAGUCUCACACGGUGCACGUCGGUUCAGGAAUGGCGCGAUAAAGUGAUCAGAGGAAUCAGUCCUAGUACAUUCACUUUGUGUGUAGCCGUCUCGCCAUGUACUCUCCAAUUUGUCUCACUCAGGAUGAAUUUCAUCCCUUCAUCGAGGCACUUCUCCCUCACGUCCGUGCCAUCGCCUACACGUGGUUCAACCUCCAGGCCAGAAAGCGCAAGUACUUCAAGAAGCACGAGAAGCGGAUGUCCAAGGACGAGGAGCGUGCGGUGAAGGACGAGCUCCUGAGCGAGAAGGCCGAGGUAAAGCAGAAGUGGGCGUCCAGGCUGCUGGCCAAGCUGCGUAAGGACAUUCGGCAGGAGUACCGGGAGGACUUUGUCCUCAGUGUGACGGGCAAGAAGCACCCGUGUUGCGUGCUGUCCAACCCGGACCAGAAGGGCAAGAUCCGCCGGAUUGACUGUUUGCGGCAAGCCGACAAAGUUUGGCGUCUGGACCUGGUGAUGGUCAUCCUCUUCAAAGGCAUCCCUCUGGAAAGUACAGACGGCGAGCGCCUAGUCAAGUCUCUACAUUGCACCAACCCAGCACUUUGUGUCCAGCCACACCACAUAACAGUAUCGGUCAAGGAGCUGGACUUGUUUCUAGCAUACUAUGUCCAGGACCAAGACUCACAGCAGUCAGGAAGUCCCAGUAACAAUGAGCCAGGCAAGAACCCUAUUCCAGUCUACUUGGAAGACAGCUUCAUCAAAUCAGGAGUCUUCAGUGUUUCAGAACUGGUGCGAGUGUCCAGAAUGCCCAUCACCCACGGUGCGGCGGUAAACUUCUCCAUGGCCGACAUGCCCAGCCAACCCUACUACCACGACCUGAACUCCAGCGUGGGGCUGCACCGCUCCCUGUCCUCCCCUCCCGGCAGCAAAAGGCCCAAAACCGUCAACAUGGAGGAGAACAUGGACACGAGCCCGACAGGACCUGACUUCUACUCGUCACCCAGCUCGCCAGCCAGCAGUCGGGCAAACUGGCAUGACAGAGAUGGAGCAGACAUGUCCUCUCCCACCAUGAAGAAGCCGGAGAAGACGCUGUUCAGUCCGACCUCUCCGCAGGACUCCUCACCACGACUCAGCACUUUCCCUCAGCCUCAUCACCCAGGCCUAACAGGUGUAGGACACAGUGUUAUAUCGACGAGGAGCCCCCCUCCACACUCGCCCCUGCAGUUCCCGGCCUCGGCUAUCUUGCCCCCGGCGCCGUCACCCUACUUCUCGCACACCACCAUCCGCUACCCGCCCCACCUCAACCCUGGUGAUCCCCUCAAGAGCUACGUGCCGUCAUACGACCCGUCCAGCCCACAGAGCAGCCAGCCUAACAGCAGUGGUCAGGGAAAGGUUCCAGGUCACUUCACCCCAGUCCUGGCUCCCUCCCCACAUCACAGCGCCGUGCGACCUGUCUCGCUCUCCAUGCCGGACACCAAGCCCAUCACCACAUCCACAGAAGGCUACUCAUCCCCUGGCACCCCGACGGCUAAUCGUUUCGUAGGCCUGAGCUCCAGAGAGCCUACCUUCCUCCACCAGCAACAGCUGAGGAAGUGUGACUGGAGCGUGACUCAAAACGGCAGGCAUUAUGGCCCCAGUGCCACUGACGACACUUUGGGGAUUGCUUGGCAAAGUCCUGGUACCUGGGCGAGCUUAGUUCCAUUCCAAGUGUCGAACGGGACUCCGAUUCUGCCAACAAAUGUCCACCAGAACUACAGCAUAAACAUCAUUGGUGAGCCCCUUGUCCCCGCUGAGACAGGGAACUGAAACACACACACACACACACACAAACACGAGAGGCCAGAUGACACCCCCGUGGGCGAACGGGCAGGUUGGGGGGUGUCGGUGGUGCAGAGCUCGCACUACAGGUGUCCGCAGCCCAUGGAUGAAACCAGCAAAGCAGCACGAGCUGCACAACCCUUCUGUGCCCCCACAUCCCCCCCGACUCCCGUCCCUCCCCCCCCGUGAUGGACCCUGUCCGUGAAGUGAAGACGAGGGUUGGUUCAGAGGAAAAAAGGAAGAAAAAAAGAGAAAGACCCGGCCCGGCCCAUCCCACACCCAGCACCCACCAGUCAGUUGUUGUGUUUGCAGAACUUUUCAGUUCAUUCAAAUACUGUGAUGUAUAGAUGCCUUAAUGUUUCAUUGCAUGACACUCUAGUCUCUUAGCGGCAAUUCCCACUAUUUUUUCAUGUCGGGGGAAGGAAAUUAAAAUCUUGAUGCAUAGACACACACGUACACACGAGUGAAGAGGUCUGUGUUAAAACAACCUCUGCCUGGUGGAUGGCUCCGAGACUCUAAGCUCUCUUAACUGCGACCUCUUGAAAAGAGGCGUUCCCAUGUCAAACGAUUCACUGUGUACACCAUAGGAACAAAAAAAAUUGUGAAUUCAGAGUGUUUUUCUUCUUCCGUUUUGAGUUCAGUUUACUGUGAUAUGACUCUUUGUUCAGAAAAUGUGUUGACUUUGUUUAUUCUGUUAUUGCUACUUACUCCAAGAAUUAAUGUAUACGAAAAAACAAAACACUUACAGUAAGAGUUGAGAACUCUUUAUGCGGUUUUCAAAAAACACUAAAUGUUCGGCUUGAGAUUGGACCCCUAAUUAAAGAAUUUGCAACUCCUUAAAAUGAAAAGACGGAGAGUUAAGUAAAAUCUCGAAUAGAGGCAAGUGCAAUUGAAUUUUUUGAAGGGAAGCUAUCAGUCUGUCAGCCCUAAGACUCUAAAGGAAGGGGGAUAAAUAUUAAAUGGUUUUAUGGGGGGGAAAAAAAUGUUUUAGAAAACAUUGGAAUUUGAUUUCAGUCACGUAACCGUCUCCUCACACAAGAAAAAAAUUGAGCAUGAACGACAUGUGAAGGCAAGCACUAAGCUACCUGUGCAGCCCUGAUGAGCAAAACCAGCACAUCUUCCUCUUGAGCCCCUCCCGUCAAUAUGGGGAGUUGUUUCUUUUCUAAUUUUAAUUUAUUUUUAGAGGAAGACAAAAUGAACAUAAAUAAUGAGACGCACAUAGUGUGUAAAAAUGGCAUUUCUUUUUAUUUUGUUUUUAUUUUAAAUGUUCAUGAUAAGAUCAAGAGCAUAUGCAUUUGGCCAUCAGCUUCAAAAGCUUAUGUUUACAGAAUAUAUAUAUAAAAAAAAAAUGGAAUGCAAAGUUUGAAUCCAUGGAGAUGUACAUGAGGCUUAUGUGCAAAGCUACAUAUUGUGCAAGGUUAACGCUGCGAGUGGAAGAGGCUGGAAACUGAAAUGAUCGACUCCAGGUGGUGGCAGAUCCCUGAAAUCUAGAAUUGUGCACGGCAUGUUCGCGCGGCCAUUGCCUCUCCAAGUCCAGACGUAUUUAUACCAGGAAAAAAGAAAUUCUCAAAUACUCUUAAUUUGCACGAUGACAUAUAGUCCACAUAACGUGCCUUGCCUUUGAAUAUAGAGACUUCACUACACUUGUUUUUGCUGCAUUUAUCAUUAUAGAAAAAAAAAUUAACAUUUUUACGAUAAGAAUUGUUUUGUACUCUGAAUGAAAUUGUUGAUUUUUAACUUCAUGUACUACUCUAUCUCACAGUUACAUUGCAUAUCAAGGCUGUGUAUAGUUGCCGUUUUAAAGUUUGUAAUCAACCAGCGUUUUUUGUUUUGUUUUUUUCCUCAGUAUUUUGGUGGUUUUUCAAAUAACCUGUCAUCUUUUAUUUUGUUGUUUUCUUUUAUCUCUCAAUGCUCAUUUGUGUUCAUCUUCCAGUUACUAUUGUGGAGGGUGGAUGUCAGAAUUAUGAAAAUUAUGCAAUACCAAGUUUUGCCUAUGUAGGUAGUGCUUAUAGAUGCGUCAAUUAUUAGAGGCUAGUUUGGAGAUAGACAAUAUUGUAAUGCAUUUAUUUUGUUGAUAUCGUUGUUUGUCGUUGUUGUUGUUGAUGAUGUUGUUGUUGUUGUGGGUGUUUUCCUUUUUUAUUGACCAAAGUGGGCUCUGCUUUCUAUGCAGUGUAUGACAAGGUCUUUUUAUCAUUUUAAAAUCUUCUUUCUUAAGCUAACAGGCCUACCGAGCGACAGUAAGACAUGUUCCAGUGUAUUUUUUGAUUCGGAAGUUUUAGCGGGAGGGGCGGUAUUUUUCUAGAAUGCACCCUUGGUCUUUCUACGGCUGCAAAGUCACUGAUUGGUCUACUGUGACUCCUACUUUCAACUUUCCACAUGGGGUGCUAGCGCCUGACCUUGAAGGAACUUUAAGUUUUUUUCCACAGGAGAGACGGCUUGACUUGAGUAUGACAAUCAUUUAAAAAAAGAAAUUCUUUCGCCUAGAAUCCUGACCCCCCCCCCCCCCCCCCCCUUCCGUCGCGUAGAUCCCCCUGGAGCUGCAGCUGAGGACGCAUCGCCACUGAGCGCUCUCAUUGAAACAUGUAGACAUCACCGAAUGCAAUUCCCAAGUAGAUGCCUUAAACACAUCAGUGAAGUGUCCUGCAACCUGCGCAACAAUCACACACCGACUAAUGCUCUCGAGACCUGUCCAAAUCAGCUCCAGACAGGCUCAAGCAAGCCUUUAGAAAGUAUUUUAUAACUAGUAGAUUUGUAUAAAUGUAUAUAUGAUAUGCACAUAUGUCAAUUCCUGAGAUACGUCCCCCAUAGAGAAUGCUAAAGUCAAUAUUAGACGCGUGGUGUUUUCCUACUUCAUGUCCAGUGGUCCAGCAGAGGCUUAAAUAGAAUCCACUAGAAGAAAAAAAAAAUAGCACUUAAAUAGCACAUAGGCAAUCGUCUUCUUCCUCCGUACGAUGUGUUGACCCUAUAGUCUCAAAUGAAAUCACUCAGGCGUAUACAGGGCAUUAUUUAUAUCAAUCACAAUCGAAUAUUAGCGCCUCCGAUGCUGCUACGACACCUUUUGCACUCUUUCCCCCACAAUCGUGAAAGACGCCUUUCCCUCGGAGAGACGGGACUAGCGCGGAAACUUUCCCACGCCAGCAGAGGGCCAAGAAGCAGAUUUUUUUUUUUGUUGUUGUUUUUUUAGGAAAAAUAAU